GGUAAGAGAUGAUUGGCUGUUUGGUAGUGCGUCACAGGGUUUUCACCACUGUGAUUGGCUGAAAACGCUUCGUCACAGUUGCAUAGCGAUCCUGGUGCGGCUGUGGACAGCGACUGAAAAUGAAGAGUUAGCCGUUCACGAGCAACGGCCAGGCCGCCUUAACAUACAGCUGGGUGACUCCCCGCGGUGUCCUGGAGUUGCUAUGAAGGCGGGGGCCUCGUCCAUGUGGGCAUCGUGCUGUGGUCUGCUGAAUGAGGUGAUGGGGACCGGAGCCGUGAGAGGGCAGCAGCCAGGUUUUGGGGCAGGUGCAGGGCCGUUUCGUUUCGCUCCCACUGCAGGAUACUCCACAUACCCGCCCACCAACUCCACCAGCACCAGUCUGGUGUGUCAGGCCUGUGGACAAGCCUUCUCUGUCUUUAGGAGGAGGCACAUCUGUUGUGACUGUAAGAAGAGUUUUUGUUCGCUGUGCUCAGUACUUCAGGAAAACCUGCGCAGAUGCACGACUUGUCAUCUGCUGAAGGGCACUGCAUUCCAGCGUCCACAGCUCAUGCGUCUGCGUGUUAAAGACUUGCGGCAGUACCUCACGUUACGCAACAUUAGCACUGAUACAUGCAGGGAGAAGGAGGACCUUGUGGACUUGGUGCUUUGCCAUCAAGGGGCAGAAAGUGAGGAUGAUCCAGACACACCCUCUCUGCAGUCACGCCCCCUGUAUAGCCCACCGCCUUCAACUGAAGAGCCCACUUCCCCUCUCUCAGCACUCUCUCCAACUCAAGGAGAACCUAUCAGUAGGAGCAACAGCUCAGAGUCCACCAAUCAGGAUAUCGAGGACUCCACUUCAGUCUCACUCCUUAACCUUGACCAGACAGAAUACACGCCUGAGGUUAGUCCUCAGACGCAGCGGCGAGCUAGAGCUUCUCUGUCAGACCUGUCCUCUCUUGAUGAUGUGGAGCAGCUGACCGUGCGGCAGCUAAAGGAGAUCCUGGCGAGGAACUUUGUGAGCUUCUCUGGCUGCUGUGAGAAGUGGGAGCUGGUGGAGCGCGUCAGGAGGCUUUACCGGGAGAACGAGGACAAUCGCAAAUCUAUGGAAAAUGUGAGCAACCCCAUCACUGCAGUGGUAGCUUAUCCCCCUCCAAUCUGCAAUGGCGGAAUCGGAGAUGGUUGCAAAACCCAGUUAUCAAAUGACGACAGCCUGUGUCGCAUCUGUAUGGACGCAAUAACAGACUGCGUGCUGCUGGAGUGUGGUCACAUGGUCACCUGCACUAAGUGCGGGAAGCGCAUGAGCGAAUGCCCUAUCUGCAGACAAUACGUUAUCAGGGCUGUGCAUGUUUUCAAGUCUUAAUACUGCUGGGAGAACAUCCCGCUCCACCUGCGGACCGUUUUGCAUUAGAGACUCGGUGAGGAUGUGCACAGCAAGUGCCCCGUCUUUACAUUGGAUCAGUGCGGAAGAUAAAAUUCUCUGCUUAAUUUUUCAUGAAGUUUCAGGAAGCCUUCAGACAGUGGUCCGCAAUGGCUUUGUCCAUAAAUGCUUCAAUAAAAACAUUCCGCAAGCUCUUCAAAGAGGCUCUGUAAUAAUAUGCAAUUGUUCAGCAGCAACACCUCACAGCCUUGAUUUGAUGUCCUACAGCUUCUGACAGACAUUCUGUUCACCUGUCACAUGCGAGCACUGUGAGAAACUCAAAAUAUUGAGAAUUACUCAUGUGUGUUCAUCAUCAUGGAAGGAUCUGAAUGUUCCUGUUGUUCUUUUAUUUCCAUUUUUGUUGCAACAUCUGUGUAUGGGCUUCUGUUUCCCGUUUGGAUUGUGUAGCUUCUAAGAUUCUUGAACAACGUUUUGGAGUUUCUGCAUGUUACAUUGUACCUCCUUAUAACUUGACACUGGUACCAUUCAGUCAGUGAUUUCAUAAGUGGCAUAAUGAACAUGUUUUGUGGUCAUUCUCUGGAUUCAGCAGUCCUCUGUUUUUUUUAUUUAUUUUUUUUAUCAUAUGACUUCCUUUCUUUGUCAAAUGUCUUAAGAACAUUUGCUAGUUUCUCAGUCACCACUGUUCUUUUGGGUCAUGCGACUUUUGAGUAUGUGACUGGAAAACCAGCCUAGAAACCUGUGGUUAAAUCAGUGUAAGUGGUGAUAAAUGAGAAGGGAUAGAACUGUUUCGUAUGCAAAGUAGGACCAUAAAUGGGCACAGUGUAACUGAGAGUCAAUAUAAUUCGAAAAUGUGCAUUUUAUGUAUGUGCAAAGUAACAAUAACUUAAUCAAAAUGCAAAGUGUAAAACAAGAGGGAUGAUUAAGGUGCCAAAAGAUGCCUUUCUCUCUCUUCAGUGCACUACUACAGUUGCUUUUCAGUUGUUGUUAGUACUUGAAUUGAUGUGUUUAAGUCGGAAAAC
Sinocyclocheilus anshuiensis is the source of this 2376-nucleotide messenger RNA. RefSeq names its product E3 ubiquitin-protein ligase RNF34-like. Gene Ontology annotation, molecular function: ubiquitin protein ligase activity. Gene Ontology annotation, biological process: negative regulation of extrinsic apoptotic signaling pathway via death domain receptors; proteasome-mediated ubiquitin-dependent protein catabolic process; protein K48-linked ubiquitination. Gene Ontology annotation, cellular component: plasma membrane; cytoplasm. The transcript has 9 exons. Bases 203 to 1339 code for a protein of 378 amino acids. NCBI's taxonomy places the organism in Eukaryota, Metazoa, Chordata, Actinopteri, Cypriniformes, Cyprinidae. The record is from RefSeq and is a predicted model, not a curated record.